UUUUCACAGUGUGCAGAUGGAUGCGGUUCAAGGCGUGUUGCUAUUGCUGGCAGGUGAAGAAGCAGGUUGGGCAGGUUGGUUCCCUGAAUGCAACUCUGUUGAGCCCUCCUCCCUCCUUCCCUGCUUGUCUCUCUGGGCCGACUGCUGAUUCACUCUCACAUGUUGGCCACUCAGUGAAAAGAGUUUGUUGCCAGUGCACCUGUCCUCAUCUGAUAGAGCCUUUAAGAAUAAGAGUAAAACCAAAAAGAGGGAAAUGGGACUGUAUUUAAAAAUCACAGCAGGCCUCCUUCUGCUUAUCCAGGCCUUUCACAUGGCAUCGCUCCAAGAUUCAACCGACUCUCCGGGGCGGACAAUUGAUAAAAGCUGGCUCCGUGUUGGCUUACUCAAAAAUACAGCUGGAAACCAAAACGCUGCAGUUACUGAAGAGGAGACAGAGUUUGAUCAGGCACCUGAUGCAAAUGCUAUGGAGUCAAGUAAUGAAUUCAGCAGUGGGAUAGCAUCUGGCUCCAUGACAGUAAAUUAUGAAGGCAAGGAGAAUGUGGCCGGCCAAGAUAAGGGUGCAAAUGAAACAUCUGAUAAUCCGACUGCUGUCAAUACCACAGAGGAUCUCACAAGUUCCACAAAUGUUACAACCGAUCAACCUAAUUUGCCAGACGCCACCAUUUCUCCAGCUAAUGUCACUUCAGUUCCUACAAACUCAAGUCAGAUCAACAUUACAGGAGCUGAGAAAGAAUUUAAUGAUUCGACCAUGACCCCUCAAAACUCCACAACUCAUCUUAGCGCACCAAACUCCACCAGCUUUUCAGAUAACUCCAAUCGCACCGAUUUGCAGACAACCACCUUGCCUCCAGAGAGAAAUGUUACUCAGGAAUCCACAACGAAACCCGACACAGAUACAUGGUUAACUAAUGCUACCGGAUCUACCAACACAACACCUAUAACAACCACGAUGAAGCCAGAGAUAAAGGAGACAUCCACCGCAUUUACCACUACGUCUUCAUCUACAACGGCGUUCCCAUCCGACACUACAGAAACGAGCCCUGCUACUACAACUCCCGCUGCUCCGAUCACACCUGAGAAGGCCAACAAUACAGACAGAGAUGCAGCCUCAAGGGGCAGCGCAGAAAGAGGUUUGGCAACGGAGACCAACAAGAGUAAAAGAAACGAAGCGUGGGGAGCUGUUCUGGGAACGGCGGUGGCUGUGGCCAUUGUGGGACUGGUUGCCUACAUCAUCCUGAAGAAGAAACAGCAGAAGGGUUUCUCUCACACUAAACUGGUUGAGGAGUAUCCUUCAGCCCCAGUUAUCAGAUUAGACAACAACGAACCUUUGGACUUGAACUUUGGUGGUUUGGCCUAUUACAACCCAGGACUCCAAGGGGACAACAUCCAAAUGACCAACUUUCCAGGACGCCGCUGAAACUGAAAAGACUCCCAAGACCAAAUUCAUGAACUCCCUUGAAAGAAAGUCGGUCAAAUUGGCAUCUGAUAAACAGCCUAUAGCUCUGAGUUUUGUAAAAAAGACAUUUGUGGAUGGAAAGGCGUUUGUGAAAUGGUGCAUUGCGUUGAGUAGAUUUAUUAAAUUUAAAUAGAGGGAUCACUGAAGGCAAUCUAUCUGAACUACACCGUAACAGCCAAAAUUAACUACUGUCAGACAUUUAUUUAUGUUGCCAAAGGGUAUCAAAUCAAAUCUUUCCUAAUGAAGAAUAUGCUUUGCAGUCAAUGAAUGAUGUAAAAAAUGUAUAUUUGUUUAUAACUUUUGUUUUAAUUUUUAAUCAGCUUGAAUAGGAGCACACUCCUACAGCUAAAGAGAAGACACCAGAGAAUGUGGCUCCUGCUGAUGCAAAAAACAUUUGUAGAACAAAAAGUGCUGUUGUUCUGCUGCCUAAACAACAGAUGACACAGCUGGCCCGAUGAGGCGUUAGUAACAAAAUUCAGAAACCAUGGUGAACAAUAACAUUAUCCAUAUCAACAAUCACCUGCUGUUAUGGCAUAGGGAAGGCAAUAAAAAGAUAGAUUUAAACUACGCUUGCAGAUAUUCCACAACUGGCAGUCACAGCCAGAGUCUGAGAAUUGAACCGUCAAACCGAAGACUUGAGUUUGCUUUUCGACACCAGCGAGGGAUGUGGAGAGAGGCUGGGUGCUGUUUUGUUAUUCAUAGACUGAGAUUUUGGUAUUCAGGAAGGGAGUCGUGUAUUUGGUCUUACGCCAUAGCAACAACUAUAUCAUCAUAAUAUACUGCUUAAAUCUUCUGACCUCCAGGUGUCCAAAAAGAGAUUUGAGUUUCUCAUAGCGACAGUGUGCACCCUGGAGAGUUACAUAAUGCUUACCUGCUGCAUACUUAGAGCAAAAUUAGAACAUACCUGAUGUUGAAUGUUUUUGGAAACUUUAUUUUUUCAUUGUUAUUAUUUUUCUAAGUUUGCUUCAACUUUGAGUGACAACCUUCAGCAAGAAACGUCGUUUUCUUGACUGAUACAUUGUGGUUGGGCAAGAAAGAAUAAGCAGGGAUUAACUACGCUCUCUCCUCUUUUUAUGUAUCUAAAGCCUUUGUACAGUAAAAUCGAAUUCAUAAUUGUUUAUUUUUAUGUAACCUUUCUUAAUGUACUUUGUUAUAUAACUCACUUUUAUAACUUUUAUAACAUCUUUCAGCUUCCUCGAUCCUUUCACUCAUCAUUAGCUGAGUGAAGCCCACACUUAAUCAAUAUCAUCUUGACCUAAACAGCAGGCGGCAGGUCUACUUCCUUCUUCGCUCUAAUUUCAGACAUCAAAUCAGCCAAGAAGCAUUUUGUCUGACUGAGAGAGGAGUGUUAAAGAAUCACUGAUUACUGCAGAAACAAUGCAGGACAGAUGGAUAAUGGAAGACUUCUACAUCGGUUACUACUGCUUGUAGAAUGUAAUGGAAUUUGAUGAUGAUGCCUUAAUAAAAAACCAAACCCCAAAUAA
Messenger RNA from Sander lucioperca (pikeperch), 2940 nucleotides. It is a transcript of the gene muc15, whose product is annotated as mucin 15, cell surface associated. The transcript is spliced from 4 exons. The record is from RefSeq and is a predicted model, not a curated record. Bases 254 to 1417 code for a protein of 387 amino acids. Lineage: Eukaryota; Metazoa; Chordata; Actinopteri; Perciformes; Percidae.